AUGCGCUCCGCUGCACUGCAAUGGCACCACUUCCCCGCCCUGCCCGCCGCCGCCGGCCCCAGCUGCCCCUAUGCCGGCAGCCCGCCCCCGCCCCCGCCGCCGCUUUUUGUCGGCUCCGCCGCGGCGUCGCCAACUGAAUCGGGGCCGGCGCCCGAGGCGGCUGCGGCGCCGCAGCCCCCGUUACUUCCCAGCCGCCGCGCCCAAUCAGUGGCGGCGCAGCAGGAGCCUCAACUUGAAAGCACCCAGGAGGAUCAUCAGCAGCAGCAGCGCCCUCUACCGCCCCGCCACAGCAGCAGCGGCGAAGCCUGGGCGGCGCCGCAGCCAGUCCAAGGUUUGUGCGGGGCGGAGGCGCCGUCCAAGGUCCCGCCCGCCGCGGACGGCGCGCCUGCGCUCAGGGCAGGGCGACAGGCCGCCGCGGAGGCGAGUGUGGCGCCCGAGCA
Molecule: messenger RNA, 440 nt
Organism: Monoraphidium neglectum
Lineage: Eukaryota; Viridiplantae; Chlorophyta; Chlorophyceae; Sphaeropleales; Selenastraceae
Exons: 1
Source: RefSeq, a predicted model, not a curated record